This is a messenger RNA of Melanotaenia boesemani (Boeseman's rainbowfish), 1543 nucleotides long. It is a transcript of the gene pym1, whose product is annotated as PYM homolog 1, exon junction complex associated factor. Gene Ontology annotation, molecular function: RNA binding. Gene Ontology annotation, cellular component: exon-exon junction complex; cytoplasm. Bases 243 to 869 code for a protein of 208 amino acids. NCBI's taxonomy places the organism in Eukaryota, Metazoa, Chordata, Actinopteri, Atheriniformes, Melanotaeniidae. The record is from RefSeq and is a predicted model, not a curated record. The transcript is spliced from 3 exons. Gene Ontology annotation, biological process: exon-exon junction complex disassembly.
CCGAAGUUGGAGAAUAGGGUGCGCUCGCUUUGCCGCCUUUUACCGCACGCCACAGCUUUUACCAUCUGUCUGUAUGCGCUGCCAUGACCGCUUUUACCCCCUGUGAAGGAACAACUGUCAUACAAAUGUUUAAAAAGCUGUAGCUGUCUUUUUGUGUGUGAUUAAAGUGAGGGAGGGGACGUCAAGGCACGUCGCGACAUACCGACUGAGGGGAGCGGAGCAGAGCAGCACAUUAAACCAAAAUGGCAACCCCCUAUGUCACAGAUGAAUCUGGGAAAUACAUUGCUGCAACUCAGCGACCUGAUGGGACAUGGAGGAAGCCGAGGCGGGUGAAGGAUGGCUAUGUGCCACAAGAGGAGGUCCCUGUGUAUGAAAACAAGUAUGUCAAGUUUUUCAAGAGCAAACCAGACCUGCCCCCAGGCCUGACCCCAUCUGAUGCAGCUCCACCAAAGCAACAGCAGCAGCAGCAAAAGAUCCCCGGUUGUGGGGACAGCGAGACACCGGGUCUUUCGAAGUCUGCAAAACGCAACAUGAAACGUAAAGAAAAACGGAAGCAGCAGCAGCAGCAGGACUUGGACGGCAGCGCAGAGGUGGAAUUGGUGAGCGAAGCCGUGGAGAAUGUGUCCAUCUCUGAGAGAGGGAAGAGGGAGGCACCGAACUCCGUCUCGCCUCCCGUCGACUCUUCGGCAGCGACGGCUGAAAAAGCAAAGAAGAUAAAAAACCUGAGAAAGAAGCUGCGGCAGGUCGAGGAGCUGCAGCAGAAAGUGGACUCGGGGGAAAUAAAGCAGCCAACACAGGAUCAGCUGGAAAAGCUGGGCCGGGCAGACGCCCUUCGAGAGGAGUUAGAGCAGCUGGAGUGUGAUUCUUGAAGCAAUAAGGAACAGCGGAGGAGCAGAGACUGAACAAACUAAAUACAGAGAGACCAUAGCAGCUUCCUGUUCAUAACUCACAUACGUAUUGUACCUAUUUGAUAUUCAGAGUGAACAUGGGGAGCAAACACAGGUCAAAGGACAGGACGUCUGUGUGGCAGCCAUCACAGCUUCAUAAUGAAAAAUACUGGUUGGAUUUUUGUUGUUUUAUUUUAUUUUAGAUAAAAACACCUAAAUAACUUCCUAAAUCCUGCUUCUACAACUGUGAACCAGACCAAGCAUUUAUAAAUGUCCUUUAAACAGAUCAUCAUGACUUGUUCUGUGCAUGUCUGUUUUUUCCAGUUUGUACCUUUCAUAUAAUCAGGAAAUACUGAAGUAUAAAAUGAAAAAAAAAACAUUUGUUGAAGAGCACAUAUUAUGUUUUAUGACCUUACUUUUACAAAUGAACAUGUUAGUCAAUGACCGGCGGCCUCUUGUCAUACUAAUGUUGAGGUUACACAUUGCAUUCAUUAAAAUACACACUGCUUUAAAUGUUAAUCUCAUUUCUCUUUUGUAAAACUUUCCUUCUGGAGUGGAUGACUUGCAUAUAAUUAUGGUUGGAAGACUAGAAGUUCUAAGAAAAACAUGUUUUUAGUACAUUUUGUAUCCUUAAAAGGAUGAGGUUGGAUGUAUUU